Carassius auratus (goldfish) is the source of this 1504-nucleotide messenger RNA. RefSeq names its product keratin, type I cytoskeletal 13. Bases 58 to 1413 code for a protein of 451 amino acids. Gene Ontology annotation, molecular function: structural molecule activity. Lineage: Eukaryota; Metazoa; Chordata; Actinopteri; Cypriniformes; Cyprinidae. The record is from RefSeq and is a predicted model, not a curated record. Gene Ontology annotation, cellular component: cytoskeleton. The transcript is spliced from 7 exons.
UCCUCACUUCUCAUUUUCUCCAGUCAGAGAACAGAACAACAAGCCUCCUCUACAAUCAUGUCUGUUUCAUACGCUCGCAGUCAAAUGUCCUCUGGCGGAUCCCAGGGAGGAUACCACUUGCCCAGAGUUUGUGGUGGAGGCAGUCGUGAGUCUAUUAAGUAUGCAGGAAGCAUGCACGGGGGAGCUGGAGGAUAUGGGACACGUAUCUCAAGCUCCUCUGCUUCUCAUUCCUACUCUGCUGGAGGCGGUGGCGGUGGCGGCUACGGAAGUGGUUCUGGUUUUGGGGGUGGUGCUAGUUUCGGUGGCGGUGCUGGCUUCAACCAGUCUGAUGCUUUCGAUGUGUCCGCAAAUGAGAAAGCCACCAUGCAAAACCUCAAUGACCGUCUGGCCUCCUACCUGGAGAAGGUGCGCUCCCUGGAGAAGGCCAAUGCUGAUCUUGAUCUAAAUAUCCGGCAGUUCAUGGAGAGCAAGACAUCCCCCUCUGCUCGUGACUACAGUGCCUAUUAUGCUACGAUCAGUGACCUCCAGAACAAAAUCCAGGAUGCCACUUGUGUUAAUGGAGGCAUCUAUCUCAGCAUUGACAACACCAAACUGGCCACAGAUGACUUCAGGGUCAAAUAUGAGAAUGAGCUGAGCAUGAGGCAGUCUGUAGAGGCAGACAUUGCUGGCCUGAGGAGGGUGCUGGAUGAGCUGACAAUGGCCAGAUCUGAUCUGGAAAUGCAGAUUGAGGGUCUAAAAGAAGAGCUGAUCUUCCUCAAGAAGAACCACGAGGAGGAACUCUUGGCAGCUCGCUCCCAGAUGAGCGGACAAGUCAAUGUAGAGGUAGAUGCAGCACCACAGGAAGACCUGACAAAGAUCAUGGCUGAAAUCCGUGAACAAUACGAGGCUGUUGCUGCCAAGAACCGCAGAGAUCUUGAGGCCUGGUUCACCAAUAAGACCGAAAACCUCCACAAAGAAGUCACUGUGAGCACAGAAAUCCUUCAGUCAACCAAAACAGAGAUCACAGAGCUCAAACGCACACUCCAGGGUCUUGAAAUUGAACUACAAUCACAGCUCAGCAUGAAAGCGUCACUGGAAGGCACUUUGGCAGACACACAGGCCCGCUACUCCUCCAUGUUAAACAGUUACCAAAUCAAAGUGACCAACAUGGAGCAGCAGCUGGGACAGCUUCGUGGUGAUCUGGAGCGUCAACGGCAAGAGUAUCAGAUGCUUCUGGACAUCAAGACCAGACUGGAGAUGGAGAUUGCAGAGUACAGAAGACUGAUGGAUGGAGAGGCUUCUGGAAGUAUUCAAACCACACAGUCCUCAUCCUCAUCCUCAUCCUCAACUAAACGCAAAGUGGUCACCAUUGUAGAGGAGGUGAAGGACGGCAAAGUGAUCUCCUCCACCCAGUCUAUGACCCAGUCCAAGUGAGAUUUCAAACAAGAACAACCAGCAUAACAACUCUUGAGAUGAAGCAACACAUCUCAGAGUGAUGAAAAAUUAAUAAACUCUUUUACGUGUA